AUGGCUGGGCUCAUCAAGAAGCAGAUCCUGAAGCAUCUCUCCAGCGCCAUCAGGAUACCAUGGACAAAGUUGAAGACUCACCCAAUCUCUUUGACCCUGGAUAAAGUGGUGAUGGAGAUGAGUACCUGUGAUGAGCCCCGUCCCCCCAAUGGCCCAUCUCCCAUAGCAACAGCAUCAGGACAAAGUGAAUAUGGCUUUGCUGAGAAGGUGGUAGAGGGGAUGUCACUGUCCAUCAACUCCAUCGUCAUCAGGAUCAGUGCCAAGGCCUUUAACGCCUCCUUUGAGCUCUCCCAGCUGCAGGUCUACAGCGUCAACACCAGCUGGAGCAUCAGUGACCUGCGAUUCACCCGCAUCCAGGACCCUCAGAGGGGAGAGAUCCUGACGUUCAAAGAGAUCAGCUGGCAGAUGAUUCGUAUUGAGGCUGACGCUAUCCAGAGCGCUGAGCAUGAGAUGUUGAGUGCCCCCAUUCGCCUCAUCACCAACCAGUCCAAGAUCAGAGUCACUCUCAAGAGACGGAUUAAGGACUGUAACGUGGUGGCCUCCAAGCUGAUUCUGAUCCUGGACGACCUGCUCUGGGUGCUGACAGACUCCCAGCUCAAAGCCAUGGUGCAGUAUGCCAAGUCUCUCAGCGAGGCCAUGGAGAAGUCUGCACAGCAGAGGAAGAGCAUGGCCACAGAAGACCAGGUGUCAUCAGCGCCACCCACAGCCCAGCAGGUGCGUACCCAGCAGGCGUCCACAGCAGCUGACCAGAAUGCAACCAUGGCCAAGCUGUUCAGCGCCUACGACGUCUGCGAGACGUCCCACCACCUCCAGAUCACACACCUCGACCUGCACAUCUGUGAUGACAUCCAUGUUAAGGACAAAGUGAGCAAUAAGAGGAUAACGGGUGGGGCCAUGCAGCUUUCCUUCAGCUCCAUUACUCUGGACUACUACCCUUUCCACAGAGCAGGUGACUGUUGUGCGCACUGGAUGCACUACAGCGAGGCCACCAAGACCAGAGAGGGCUGGGCACGGAGUCUGCUCGAUGAGUUCAAGUCCAACGUAGAGAUGCUAAAGAGUGCGGUUCGAGACCAGCAAGGCCCGGCCCCUGCACACAGUUCCCCACAACACGGUAAGAUAAACACCUCUUCCAGCGCUUCCUUCAGUCCUCCUCCCCCUCAAACCCCCAAGACCCAGCUCAUGUCCAGCUCUGUUGUUCUCAGGAUGGCUGACUUCAGCAUCUACCAGGUGUCAACAGCAGACCAGCGUCGCUCCAGCCCCAAGACCAUGAUCUCCUGCAAUAAGAAGGCCUUAUACCUUCCUGCCGAGAUGCCAGCCAUUCAUGUCGAGUUCACGGAGUACUACUUCCCCGAUGGAAAAGACUAUCCCAUCCCGUGCCCUAACCUGUACGUCCAGCUGAACGCCCUGCAGCUGGUUCUGGAUCCUCGCAGCCUGGUGUGGAUCAACCUUUUCACCCUCGACCUCAGGCAGAGUCUGGAGCAGUUCAUGGAGAUCUACAAGCUCAGUGACUCGCAGAAACCCGAAGAGCAUGUUGACAUCAAGGUUGACGGCCUCAUGCUUAAGCUGGUGAUUCCCACCAAUUGGGACGCCUCCUGUCCCGCUGAUCUGCCUCGCUCCAUUUCAGUGCAGACCUCAGAAAUGGUGGCCACAAACACCCGGCACCCGGCUAACUGCACCCGCUCCCACCUCGAGGCCUUGUUGCAGGCCUUUGAAGAGGAGCCCUUCUUCUCUCCCUGUUUCUCCUCCUUCCCUCGCUCCUCCUCCUCCUUACCCCUUCUCCAUCCCGUCUUCCAGCGCCACGCUCACGAACAAGACACCAAGCUUCAUGAAAUCUACCGGGGCCUGGUGGUGCCGACGUUGGGCACAGACGCCCUCAAGAUGCCGGCCGCCUCUGACUUUUGGGCGUUGCACUUUGCCCAGUUCUGGGUGGACUAUGAAGGCACCUGCGGAGGAAAGGGGAGACCGCAGCCCUUUGUGGACUCCUUCCCUCUUACCAUGUGGGCAAGUCAGCCUGCAAAGAUUGUCCAGCACCAGGAGAAGCUCAGAGGUGGUUUGUCCAGAAGCACAUCAGGAGAGGCUGUUGCACGUCUGCAGAGGAAACGAUUAUUAAAGGACUAUUAUAGUACUGAUGGUGCUGCAGCAUCAGCACACGAUUCAACGCUGCCUUCCAGGAACGGACUUCAUAAACCUCUCUCAUUGGGAAGCCCGCCUUCCUCCUCCUCUUCUUUGUCAUCAUCAAGUAAAGAAGCAGAUGUGCAUGUAUUGGUGCACGUGCAGAAGCAUCUAAGUGCUCAGGUAUUUUUUUUCAUCCUUUAUCGUUUUCAAUACUGCACAAUAUACAACAUACAUUACCCUUUAACUGGAUCGGGAGGAAAGGCUCCGAAAGACCGCAUGGGGACUCCCUCUCAGCAUCUUGCAGACCACCAGCCCUUCACUGUCUGCCUGGGUCUCCUGCUGAAAAGCGCAGAGGUGUCCCUGCUCCUGAAGCCCAUCCCCCAGCCUGAGGGUUCACGAUCUCCUCUGGGGUCCGAGCUCUCCCCCUCAGAGAGCCGGGGAACUCUGGAGCCUGGGAGCGAUGCAGGAGAGGGGGUGGAGAAGGGGAGUGAAGGAGCUGGAUCUGGGUCCGAAGGAGGAGCAGCAGCCAGAGGGGAUUACACUGUAGACCAGCUGUUAUGUGGUGAUAGCUCAGAGGGUGGAGCCUCUCAUGGUCCUGCCCCUCUCGUCCCCAACUCUACGCGUCCUGACUCAAAUCACAAAGCCCCGCUGGACGAGAGGACUUCAGCUAAGAACUCUGGGAGGCGGAGUUCAGAUGAAGGGGGCGAGGCAGUAGUGGAUGGGUUGGCUGGAGGUGAAGAUGUUGUAGCUGGACUAGAUUUUAAAACCCAGACAGGUGACCCCCUGUCAGACUGGAGCGACAAAGACAAGGCUGCAGCCGCCAAGAUGCCUCAGUCAAUAUCCAGUGGUCGUCUGAUGCGAGACCGCUCCCAGUCCAGUUUCUCUGUGUCCUAUAAGAACAUGAAGAAGAGCCCGUCCCUGCAGUCGCUGGACAACAUCUCUAUAGACAGCUACCUGAUGGAGGACGGAGACGCGUACAGUCUGCUAGAGAGAGAUGACGUGUCCAUGUCAGGCUUCAAGGAUGCCAUCAGCGAACAGAGUGCCACUGAGAGCGCCACAGAGGCAGUGAUUGGUCAGGAGCAGGAGGGAGGCGUGUCCCCCGACACUGUCAGCGCGACCUCCCAGAGCAUAGACGAUCCCACCAAAGAUACAGUGUCGGUGCUGGUGUUGAAGGUGCAGUCGGUGUGUGUGGGCAUGGAGGCGUUUGGCGAGAGCACGGCCGUGGCUCUGGAGGUGGGCCAGGUCACACCCAGCCAGCUGGGCAAUGUCAGCCUGAGACAGUACCUCAGCAACCGCAGCCUGGGUAUGGUGUGUUCAGUACCAAUACCUGCUCAAAGCAGCCAAGCUGGCGGUGAGAUCAGCUCUGCGCCCGCCGGGGGCCUCCACAGUCCAGCGGUGUGCGCCCGCCUUGAGAGCGGGCCCUGCGCCGCCGCUCACUCCCCGCUGGCCGAGCGCAACGGCUUCCUGCAGCUGCGUCUCCACGGAUACCAGGCAAGCUUCUUGAUGUCCACGCUGCGUAACCUGGCUCACUUCCUGGAGGACGACUCUGCGCCGCUGGUGCUGCCCAUGGAGAUCAGCGUCAGGGACACACACGUCAACUUAAAGGACGACGGUCCCCGUGACAAUCUCUCUGACUCUGAGUCCUCGCCUAUCACCCUGCAUGUGGACAGCCUCAUAAUACACAGAAGAGACGACGGCUCCUUCUAUAUCGGAGUGGACACAGCAGCGGAGACCAAACCAUGGAAAGGGGGUGCGUUGAUUGAUAGCGCUCUGACUCCAGUCCCUGAGAUUGUGGGUGGUGUCUGCGGUAUACCAAAGGCUACACAGACCCAAGCCCCACCCACCACCCCCCCUCCAUCUAGCAGAGAAAAGAUGCUGGUGGAGGAAAACGAAUGUUUGAAAGUGGAGCUGUCCCGAGCCAAGAUGGCGCUGGCUGAGGCUCAGAUGGAGAAGGACUCACUGCUGCACCGCAUGAAGAACCUCAAAACCAGCUAGACCCGGCUCCCUCUUCGCACCCACGCCCAGCCAGUCAGUCGUUCAUCUCUGCAGUUAUGAAGACUGACACUGAUGGGCAGCAAGGAAAAUUAAAGGCAACAUCAACAAGCAAAGAAAAAGACUAAAACGGCUCCCUUGACUGGCUUAUUUGUUGAGUGAGCCGCCAUUAGACUUCAAAAUAAUUCCCUCAUGAAGCAAUGCAGAGUCUGUGUGAAGACUCAAAAAUACACGUUUUUACACGCUUGUCGUCUGUUAUAUGUUCUCCACUUUGAGAGUUGAAAAGGGAGAAAUGACAUUUAAUGGGUCUGUUUGUGUGUGUGUCUGUGUAUGUGUGUGAAAGCAAGAGGAUGAGGAUCUAUAUCCGUGGUUGUGCCUACAGAAUUCCCUUCCCCGGCUACCCCUAUUGUGCAAGUUAAAACCGAAAAGAAUCACAGCUAACUUUAGAUGAGCUUCAUUCAAUCCUGUAAAUAUGAAGGAAAACUGAAUGUCGUAUCUUCAGAGGAAUGUCUUAAAAAAAAAACAAAAAAAAAGACUUAUUUUGCACUGCACAGAAAUUAAACUUGUAAUUUAGUGCUUUCAUAUUCAGAGGGCACGAGACAAAUCAUGCUCUCACUCGUCCUCAGUGUGUACAGUGUAAAUUGUAUAUGAAUGUGAACACAACUAUUUUCUUCAGAACUUUGAAAGGUUAUACAGUGUUUUGUGUGUGUGGGUUUGUUUGUUUGUGUGUGUGUGUGUGUGUGUGUGUGCGCCGCAACAAGCAUUUCAUUACAAGCAGAGGAUGAAUUUAUAUCAGUCAGUUCCACAGCUUUGUUAGCAAAAUGCCCAACAAUAAUGUCUGUAUCCCCCCUCCUAUUUUUCUAUGUGUAAAUAGCUACUUAACAUGUGCAGCACUUUUAAAACUGAGUCACUGUAAAUACAACAAGCAGAGCUGUGAGAGAGCUGACGAGUUGAGAGAGAAAUGUAGUAACUUGUGGGAUUAGGAAAAUUAAGGCACAUUGAAGCUGCCUGACUACAUACAUAUAUAUAUAUAUAUAUAUAUAUAUAUGUGUAUAUAUGUAUGUGUGUUUAUGUAAAUUUCUAAUCUACCAUGUGUAAUUUUGUCAUGGAUAAGCAUUGACCAUAUCUGCUGCUGUUCCAUGCAUCAUGCCUGUGUGAAGAUUUCAGGGGAAACCCCUGAGUAGAUGUUUAAAAUGACAAAAAUCGACCUACUUCUAACAGCACAUGCUUUGGCACAGCACAAACGACUAUAAAAGGACAGUUUGAGGUCUCCAAACUUUGCUCUCACAUGUAACGGUUAACCGUGGAUUCAGUACAUCCAUCAGUCUAAAUAUGCAACCGUCUUAAGCUGUACUUUAGCUCGGCCCAGUUCAUAUCAGUUUCUAUCUUUAAAAAACAAACCAGUUCUGCUUCCUGUAAAAGGGGUGAAACGCAACUAGUUCUUUGCACAAACAUGUCAAGUAUCAAGACUUGAAAUGUCAUAAGUAGAAUUUUAACACGAUUGUAUGUGAAGAGUUUUGUUUGGUGAAGAGGAACUUCUUUCUUUAUCAUCUUGUGUUUUUCCUCCAUUUAUCACCGCCCCUCCUCCCUUCUCUUUGGGAAACUCCCCCCUCUGAGACCCUGUGGAGGAAAGAAAAAGACACAAAGUAAUAAGUUGUAUUUUGUCUGUCAAAGCUGCUGAAUUACUGAUGAAAAUAAAAGGGUUUGGAAUUUGAAA
Molecule: messenger RNA, 5824 nt
Organism: Perca fluviatilis (European perch)
Lineage: Eukaryota; Metazoa; Chordata; Actinopteri; Perciformes; Percidae
Gene: bltp3b
Product: UHRF1 binding protein 1-like
Exons: 23
Coding region: 1-4110 (1369 amino acids)
Source: RefSeq, a predicted model, not a curated record